This is a messenger RNA of Ambispora gerdemannii, 336 nucleotides long. The record is from the annotation of a GenBank genome assembly. NCBI's taxonomy places the organism in Eukaryota, Fungi, Glomeromycota, Glomeromycetes, Archaeosporales, Ambisporaceae.
AUGGACUCUGAGCACGAAACGCUAUGCAUAACAGCGAAAUUUUCGAUUGAUUUAACCAUUGAUAUCCCGGUGCCAACGCUCGAAGAACUUUUGGAAAUCAUAAAGAGGAACAGUUCGUCUCCGCAGAACUCUUCGGUUAACGAUCAAAUCGAUGAAAGCGCAUUUGGGUUAUUUCUACUUGUAUUCGAGAACGAAGUUUAUAAGGAAACAAGAUUGUCUGCAAAUUUGUGGGGCAAAUUCGUAGCGGUCGGAAGGGAAGCUUGGGGAAAUGCAAGCGAGAUAUAUCGUGAUGCUUUUGAUAAACUCUCUGUUGAGUUAAAUUCUCAUUAUGAAUAG